Bubalus bubalis (water buffalo) is the source of this 15123-nucleotide messenger RNA. RefSeq lists its product as uncharacterized. Lineage: Eukaryota; Metazoa; Chordata; Mammalia; Artiodactyla; Bovidae. The record is from RefSeq and is a predicted model, not a curated record. Gene Ontology annotation, biological process: lipid transport. The transcript has 71 exons. Gene Ontology annotation, molecular function: lipid carrier activity. The coding region runs from base 1853 to 13327 and encodes 3824 amino acids.
UGUAGCCUGUGAGUGGCAGCUCCUGAAGCCUGUGCACCUAGAGCCUGUGUUCUGCAACAAGAGAAGCCCGCACACCACAACUAGAGAGGAGCCCCUGCUCACUGCAGCCAGGGAAAAGCCCCCACAGCCACAAGGGUCCAGCACAGCCAUAAAUAAAUAAAAUUUAAAAGAGAAAAUGGCCCAAGUCUAAAAGCAUAAUUGGUUAUUUCCAUAGAACAUAACGUGUCAGUCAAGUUGGUGUUCAUUUAAGAAAGCUACAUUUAACUGUUAAGAGGUGAAUGAACAAACAAAUGUGCUUUACCCACUCGAUGGAACAAUAUUCAGCUAUAAAAAGGAAUGAAACACAGAGGCUAGUACAUGGCUGAACCUUGAAAAUGUGGUGCCCAGUGAAAGAAGCCAGACAUAACAUGCCACGAGUUGAAUGAUUCCAUUUCUAGGAAGUGUCACAAAGAGGCAAAUCCAUGGAGACAGGAAGCAGACCACUGGGGACCAGGGACUGGGGUGACGGAAAUGAAGAAUGACUGCUUGGGGAGGGUGGGGGUAUCUUUCACGGUGAUGAAAAUGUUCUAAAAUCGGUGCUGGUAUUGGUUAUACAAGCCUGUGGGUGUACCAGAACUACUGAAUUGUGUACUUUCAAUGGGAGAGUUGUAUGACCUAUCUCAAUGCACGUGUGCUCAGUCAUGUCUCUUUGUGACCCCAUGGACCGUAGCCGGCCAGGCUCCUCUGUCCAUGGGAUUUUCCAGGCAAGAAUACUAGAGUGGUUUGCCAUUUCCUUCUCCAGGGGAUCUUCCCAACCCAGGGAUCAAACCUGCGUCUCCUGCACUGGCAGACGGAUUCUUUACCAUUCUGCCACCCAUCUCAAAGGGGUUUGUAAAAAAGCACAUGUGGGGCUUCCCUGGUGGUCUAGUGGUUAAGACUCUGUGCUUCCACUGCAGGGGACAUGUGUUCGAUCCCUGGUUAGGGAAGUUCCCUGCAUGUCGCAUGUCAUGAGUUGCAGCCAAAAAAGAAAAAAAAAAAAAAGGAAAGCACACUUAUUGUGGAAGCAGGUGCAUAAGAGGAGGGGCUAGUCCAUGAGACCUGCAGGGGCUGAAAGAGGUGGUAGCUGAGGAGCUCGGCUGCCUGCAGCCCAAAAACCAGGGGGUGCCGGUGGAUGGCAGGGAGCCUGGGAGUAUGUGUGAGUGGACCCUCAGGCUUCCCAGAAGACUUGCCGUGCUUCUGUGCUGGUGGUCCUCAUGUGUGCAGGAGGGAGGCCUUGGGCCUGAAGCAUGGAAAUAAGACCCCUCAGCUGCGGAGAGCCAUUUCUGAGGCUAGGCUGGCCCUUCUGUUUACUUUGCCCACCCUAACUAAGUACUGGGAAUAACAAACCCCAAAUCAGACCUCAGAACUCAAUAUGGUGGUGAUGGUUGCAUAAUGUCAUGAAUGUACUCAAUGCCACCAAAUUACCACUUUCAAAUGGCUAAAAUGAUAAAUGUUAUGUUCUAUCCAUUAGACCACACACAAAAAAGGGCCAACCAUGCUACACUGCCUUCUGCCCCAAGAGCUCUAUUUACAAGACUUGAAGAGGCAAAUCUUUUUCUUUUUUUCCUAGACAGAAAAGGGAUUUUUUUCCCCCUCACUGAUCAGAAGCACCCCCUUCCUCCCUCCCUCCUGGGGCUAAGAACUUUUUUAGAGGCUUCUGAUUGGCUGGGUCUUUGCCCUGGAAGCCCCCUCCUCCCCUUCCCAUCCCCUGCUUGCUGGGAGAGUGGAUUGAAGCUGAACCCUCUCCUUUGGGAGAGAAGGCUCCUUUCUGGACUGUUUGGAGUUGCCCUGCAGAGAAAGGCUGGUGGCGUGGGGCUCCCUUGGGCCAGCGGCAAUGCCAGCGCUCCUGGGCUUCCUUGGUCUGGUCCUGUUCUGGGUGCUCGUGCCAGCGACUGCAGGGAAAAUGCCAGACUCGCUGGUGGGGCAGGCGGCCUCCUGCAUGACUUCCUGCACAGGGUCAGCUGAUCCUUACCUCCCUGUGGGCACCAGAUACAUCUAUCACUUUUCCACUAACACCAGCACCAGCCUGCAGGGGGCCCAGGUGGAGGGGAGUGGCCUUGGUCUGCAAGGCUUGGUCACCCUUGAUGUGCUUGGCCCUUGCCAGAUGGCCUUACAGCUCCAGCACUUCCAGCUGACAUCCAUCCUGGGGUCCAAGGUGGUAGUUCUGAAGCAGUCGGAGAAUUUGAGCGCUGUCCUGGGCCGGGAGCCGCUGCGCUUCGUCCUGCAAGCGGGGCGCGUGGUCCGCCUGUGCCCCCGACGAGCCGAGCCGCGCUGGGCCCUGAACGUGAAGCGGGCGGUGCUGAGCCUCUUGCAGGGUCAUCCGGGUGUCCGCGACCCCCACACCGUGGAGGAGGUGGACAUCCUGGGCAGGUGUCCCACCACGUACCAGCAACUCGGAAGCAGGCUGCACAAAACCAAGGCCCUGGCGCGGUGCUCCCUGCGCAGGGUGCGCGCCUCCCUGCGCUCGCAGGCCCUGCCCGCCACCGAGGAGCAGUCCGGCCUGGCCUCCCGUCUGACCUGCAUCCAGAGUUUGCAGGCCGGCGUGCUGCGGGAGGCCUCCUGCACGCAGCUGGACACCGCAGGGCCCCUCUCCAGGGAGGCAAGUGCUGCACUGAUGUGGACCUUUUCCUCGCUCUCCCUGCUGCAGGAGGUACCCCUGGACCCAGCUGUCACAGAACGUCUCACCUCAGAUUCAGAUGGUGGAGACUUAACCCCGAGCAGCUUGUUGUACGAGUGGGAGGAGACCCCAUCCCAAGCCACGGUGGCCGCAGGGGCUGCAUCAGUGAGGAGGCUGUGCCUGGCUCGGGCCACAAGCUUUGAGGCCACAGAACUGUUCCUGACUUUGGUGUCUGAGCUCCGAGGCCUCUCUGCGGAUGAGCUCAUGGAACUCUGGGGACUUUCUUUUAAAUGCCGAGACAACUGGCAGCCGCUGGUGGAUGCCCUGCCCUCCUGUGGCACCGAGGCCUGCGUGGGCCUCAUGGCAGAGCUCAUCAUGUCUGGGGAGGUGGAGGCAGACGAGACAGAGGCGUGGCUCUGGUCGCUGGCCUUCAUCCCGGAGCCCACAGAUGCUAUGGUCCGCGCGCUGCUGCCUCUGCUGCAGACUCCGGGGGCCAGCUCCAGCGCCUUCCUGGGCAUCUCAGCUCUGGUGCACAACCUGUGUGUGUCUCUGGACGGGCCCUGUGAGCAGUUGUCUGGUGUCAGCUCCCUCGUGAGUAUCCUGGGAGAUGCCGUGGGUGCCAACUGCACCUUCCGGGAGCCCUCAGACGCUGAUCAGCUCCUGUUCGUGCUGAAGGCCAUUGGCAACGCUGGCCGGGCAGCCACGGCUCUCACCCCCAAGCUGAGCGCUUGUGCCUCCCUGGGGAGCUGCCCCCCUGAGAUCCGGCUGGGGGCCAUCCAGGCCUUCCGGAGGGUUCCCUGCUCUGCGGAUCGAUCCGUGCUCUCCAGCCUGUACCAAAACGCCGAGGAGGAUUCUGAGAUCCGCAUCAAUGCCUACCUGGCCCUGAUGAGGUGCCCGGGAGAGGAGGUGUUUGCCCAGGUGUGGCGUACCCAGGCCGGAGAGCAGUCCACCCAGGUGGGCUCCUUUGUGUGGAGUCACCUCCUGCAGCUGUUGGAGACGGACGACCCCUUGAAACAGAGCCUCCGGGAAGCUGUCCCUCAAGACAUUCUUAGCCGGGAGUUCCAUCCAGAGGUGUGGAAACACUCGUCCUACUCUGACGUCACCUUCCGCUCAGCAUCAGGCAGCCUGGGAGCCAACCUGGAGGGGACCCUUCUCUUUUCUCCAGCCUCCUUCCUCCCCCGUUCUGCCACAGCCAACCUGACCAUCCAUGCUCUUGGUCAUGCCUUCAACCUCCUGGAGUUGGGGCUCCGGCUGGAAAAUGCUGAGGAAAUGGCCCGCAGGCUGUUUGGCCCCAAGUCAUUCUGGGGGCAGGAAGAGGAGAGACAAGCCCAGGCGAAGGAGCCCCCAGAGGCAGAGCCAGGGCCCACACUGCAGCCGGCCGACCCCGCCUGUACAGGAGAAAGGUCCAGAAAGAUGAGAGACUUGCAGCAGAAGGUGGCCCGGAGUCGCGGGGAGCGGCAGGCGCUGAAGUGUCAGCUGAGCAUGAAGGUGUUCGGGCAUGAGUUGAGCUUUGUCAACUGUGGGGCGAUGGGGAGCCACGUGACGCGCCAGUCCCUGAAUCUGGCUGAGCUUGCCAUCAAACUCCUGAAGGGCCAGGAGGUGCAGGCGAACCGGAGGCUGAACCUGGUGAUGGAGGAGCUCACCUUUCCCACCAUGUCUGGCCUCCCAGCCCGGUUGACCCUCAAUGUCUCGGCUGCCGUCAGCAUCCGGGUCCGAGGGACAGCCGACUUCCAGCAGCACUCAGAUUUCUCUGUGAAUGGUUACGUCAAGCCCAGCGUGCUGCUCCAGAUCUCUGCACAGAUGGGCACAGUGGGUGCCCUGGGGCAUGCCGGGCUGAGGUGGGUGACUGGUGUCCGCGGAACCGCCAGCCUGGAUGGUGGGAUCCAGGCGAGGAAGGGCCAAGACCUCAGGGUGCAUCUGAAUACACCAGAAGAGGGCGUGGAGCUGUUCCGCUUCAGCUCUCAGCUGUAUCUCGUCACUGGGGAUGGUGUGAGGAGCCUCAAUCACAUUCCCAGCCCUUCCAAGGCCCAGUCCUGUACCAGUAAGGAAGCAGCCCACACCUGGGGAUGGCAGGUCUGCACUGAGGUGCGCUGGCCGGCGCCCGACCAGCCCUCCCUGCUCUCGGUGCCUGUGUUCGCAGCCGUGUCGCUGAAGAAGCAGGACCGCGGGCUCCAACAGUAUCUGCUGGAAGCUGCCUACACCCUCCACCCCCAGAAGGACUGCUGGCUCCCUCAAGAAGCCUCAGCUCACAUCUUCAUGGGCACGCCCGGAUCGGAAGUGCCCAGGGACGUUGGGGUGGACAUCAGCUACAGCUGGCUUCAGGGGAAGUUCCGUCUCAAGCUGCUCCAUCCCAAGAAGAGAAUCGAGCUUGAUGGAAAGAUCGAGACUGUCCAGAGGGCCCGCAUGGGUCACCUGGAGUUGAUCCUGGAUGAAAGGGACGUCUACUACAUCAAGGGCCAGAGCAACCUGUGGCCAGCAGUGGGCGGCGAGGCCCAGCGGUUUGAGGCCCAGCUGGAGGUCAAACUGGUGACAUCGGGCAGCCCUGUGGUCCUCGCCGGAAACCUCAGCCGGCAGGCAGGCAGCCGGUUGGCCUUCUCUGUGUCACUGAGCAACUUGCUGGGUGAUGAGGCCCGCGUGUCAGCGCUGCUGGAGAAGAAGGUGAAGGACGGGCUGCAGGUGGUGUCCCUGGGUGGUGAGCUCUUUGUGCCGGGGCUCGUGGGGCUGCGUGCCCUGGGCCAGCUGCAGCGGCUGGGCCACCUCUGGACCAGCUACCUGAGGAUCAAGUAUGGCCUCCGGGGUCAGGCCAAGCAGCUGGCUCAGGAGUGCAGCACCAGCCAGAAGCUGUGGGCAGAGAGCGGCUCAGAGGCCGCCUACAAGCUGGAGCUGAACCACAAACUCCACUGCACGCAGAUCCCAGCUUUCAGUCACAAGGUCCAGCUGCAGCAGGACGAAGGCUCGGGCCACCUGCGCUGGGAGCUGGAGGCGAGCUACGGGAAGCACUGGGAUGACAGCCGCAACAGGAGGCGCCUCCGCAUCCUCCACACCUUCCAGAAUGACUCGGGCCCAGCCCUGAGCAGUCACUUCCUGGAGUUUGUGCUGCAGGUACUGGAGAGGCAGGUGGAUUACCGAAUGCAGCUGCACCACCUGAGCCUCCGCCAUCCCCAUGUGGAGACGAGCACACACCUGAAGGUGCAGUACAACGGGCGGCUGCCCUUCGUGGCGGGCUUGCAGUGGAAGGACACGUCCCGGGCCACCCUGUGGAAGUGGGAAGGAGCCUUGAACCUGAAUAGUCCCUGGCUGAUGGUCUCCACGGCUCACAGGCUGUACUGGCCUAACCGAGCCAUGUUCCAGGCUGUGUUGGAGCUGACUCUGGGCAAGGCCUGGACCCUCAAGAAUUUGGUGAUGAACGUGGCCUGCAGGGGCCAGGGCCUCCAGAAGCAGGGCAAGAUCCACGUCUACACCCCGGCUACCACUUACCUCCGGGUUUCCACGGUGACAGCCUUGGCACAGAGCCUCUUUAGCAGCCGGAGUGAAAUAGAAUCAGCCUGGAGCGAAGCGGUGCAGAGCGAGAUUCAUGCUGAGAACAGCCGAGACCGUAAGAUCCUGCGCUGCUGGUUGAAGGGCCCCCAUCGGGAGCUGAACCUAACGGCAGCCUAUAGGCACACGGAGCAGCCAUGGAAGAGUCAUGUAUCGCUGACGGCUCUGGGGACCGGUGCCAGGGGCCAUCCUGAGGGCCUGCAGCUGGAGGGCGUACUGGAGGAGCUGGUUCAAGACAGGAGCUUGUACCGGAAGCAGGGAACCUUCUCCCUUCUGCACCCCUGGACCGUGCCCCUCCCGCAGCGCAUCCUCCUGCAGGAGACCUUCACGGCCGACAGGCGGCACCAGCGUUACUCCCUGGAGACCAGGGUGGUCCUCGGUGCCCAGGAGGAGACCCUGCAGACCGUGGUCCUGGGCUACCAGGCCGGGCACCCCUAUGUCUGCGCGGGCCUGACCCACCCGUACGACGGCAUGGCCAUCCCCAGGAGCUUGGACGGGUGCGUGGUUUUGUGGAAUCGGCACGUGGCUAAGAACAGAGGUGUCGAGGCCACUCUGAAAGUCAACCAGAAAGUCUUGCUGCACCUGAAGGCUCUGCACCAUGACAGAUCGCGGCAUGGUGAAGUCUGGCAUAACCUGGCCCUGGACGUGGCUCACUCCUUCCAGCUGAGGUUUCCCCAGGCCCUGAAUGUGGACGGGGACAUUGUCUUCAGACAGAGUCACAAGGGAGCAUUUGACUGUGGUGUGGAUGCACGAGCUACCAUCAACCGCAACGUCACGUCCCAGGUCUCGGUCCAGCUGAACGGAUCUGACUCCCAUUCGGUGGUUUCCUUCCAGCUCAGACGUCCCCGUGGACCCAUGUUUCCUCCAGACUUGCAGGUGCAGGCGGCUGCCGCGCGCUACAGAGAGCGCAGCGUCAACGGCUCCCUGUCUGUGCACGUGUCUGGCGAGGAGCUGGUUCUGCUGGAGGCCAGUGCUAGACAGGACAGCCGAAGGAACACCCGGGGCUGGGGUAUGAGUGUCCUCCUACACCAGGAGAUCCUCAGAGCCCCCAGGGCUCUUCAGCUGCAGCUGUCCAGCAAGGUCGCCCCAGCCAGGAUCUGGCUGUUUUCCAAAGCCCUGCUGGACCAGAGCACAGUGCAGCUCUUCCUCAAGGCCUCUGAGGAGCAGAGAGGAGGCCGGGUCCUGACCCUGCGGAGCCAAGCCCGGCACACAGUGGCUGCCUGGGCAGCCCUGCCCCGUCUUCUGACCCUCGUGGGCGUGCUGAAGCAGAAGGAGGUGCUCAGAGAAGGUACUGUCAAGGUCACUGCCGACUCAGCCGUGCUGGGAUUCCUCUUGCGGGACAAGCACGAGAGGGCAGGGAACAGCACCAGCAUGCACAGUGUGACCUGCAUCCUUGCCCAGAACAGCAGCCAGGCCUUGCCAGGAGAGCUCCGGCUGAGUGGGCGGCUGCAGGCCCAGACGGGGAGCCUCGGGGGCCAGGCCAGCCUCCGUGCUGACACGGCCAGCCUGGCUCUGGGUGGGGUCUGCACCUGGGACCCCGGGCACAGCCAGCUCUCUGGCAGCCUGAGUCACAACAUCAGCGCUUUGAGUGAGGCAGGGCUCUCCUCCGAGGCAGGGAUACUCUUGUCACACACCCACGUCGCUUCCAACUUCUCAGUGCGCGUGAUGCUGCGAAGUUCCGGGGGUCAGCUGGACGCGGCCCUUGACCUGGAGGGCGUGGCCACCAGCGCACCCGGCAGCCAGCUCCGCGCCAGCCUCCACCACACGGUGCCCAGCCUCGGGCGCUGGGGCCUCCCCUUCUCCGUGGACGGCCGUGGACACUUGCAGCUGGAGGGACCCAGUCUGGAGGCGGGGUUGGUGGUGAGCGUGGAUGGCGAGGAACUUGGUGGAGCCAAGGAGAGGAGGGGAGCAGGUGACCGUCGGGAGCUGACCCUGGGGCUGCACCCCAGCCUCGUGAGCCUCCAGCAGAAUCCAGCUGUGCUGACGCUGAACGGCUCCUUCCUGGUGCACACCUUUGGGGCCAGACUGGUGGCUCAGGUAUCGUCUGGGGACACCUUCGCCCGAGCCCACAUCCACUCAGCCUGCGGCCACCGUGCUCAUCUGGACACUGGCCUCCAGCACGCGUGGCCUCCACUUCAGGCACUGGGAGUCCCCUCCAACAACCACAUCCGAGUGUCCGUGGGGGGAGAUGAACCCCCCCGGGCCCAGCUGGAGGUAGCCCUGGGCCUGUGCACCCUGACCGCCCGUGGGGACUUCAGAUCAGAGGCCAGCGUCACACACAACUGGACCCUGGCCUUGGUGAAUCACUGCCCUCUGCUGGAGGCGACAGGAAUCCCGCAGGCCCUGCGCUCCGAGGGCAGCCUAAGCUGGGGCCCCUGCGAGUUCGACCUGACCACGGACUUCCAUAGUGACCGUGGAGAUGCCCACCUGCAGUUGGCCCGUACCUGCGGGCCCCAGACCUUGGUCCUGGGGCACCUGACCCACUCCCUGCCCCUCCUGGGCCAACUGGGCCUGCCAUCCUGGAGUGCCAUCAGCCUGACCGUCCAGCCUGGCCCCACCCCCCGCAGCUCCCUGUCCCUCCAGAUGGGGCCGUGCCGGCUGCUUGGUGCCCUGGAGCAACACACUGAGAACGAGAGCACAUGGACGCUGGCCACCGAGCCGGGCUGCCCACUGCUGGAGCAGGGCCUGGGCCCCCCAGCAGAGACACAGCUCAGCGACUCCCUGCAGGCCUUGGGUGGGGAAGCAGAAGCAUCAGGGGUCCUUGCAGCGGCCAGCCAGACUGCUUCCUUUACCUUGGCGGUGACCUUGCACCCAUCCGAGGCCACACUCCAAGCGAAACUGAGGCCCACGCUGCCUGCACCUGCGCUUCCCCCGGAGACCUCGCUGACCGUCCAGUGUGGGUGGGAGGCCGGGCACCGGCUGCGCCUGGAGCUGCACACGGGGGCCUGUGAGCUUCAGGGCAGUGGUGAGCUGCAGCUGGACCGCCGGCUGCAGUGGCGGGCGGUGGCCGAGAGCUCCUGCGAGGGCCUGCAGGCCCUGGGGGUCCCAGGCCGAGUCAACAGCUCCGGCUACAUUGUGGUGAACUCCACGGCCGUGGACGCUCAGGUGCUGGUCACCGUGGAUGCCAGCACGCUACGGGGGCUGCUUGUCCUCAGUGCCACCGAGACCCAGCAGGAGGUGAACUUGCUGCUCACACACAACCUGCCUCAGCCCAACCCCUUGGCCCUCCCAGCCCAGAUCCUGCUGUACCUGACCAACGAGAGGCUCGGGCCCAGCUACAGACACACCCUGCGGGUCGGAGUGGAUGGCAAAGAGGUCUCCGUGGAUGUUGCCAGCAGCGGCUGUGGCUUUGAGAAUUCAGGACGCGUCUCCUCAGGGUCCACAUCUCUGAACUACUCCGUGAGCUGCCGUGUCCGUGAUGGGCGCCUGGAGUUCUCUGGUUGGAGCGAGCACAACAGCUGGGCCCUGCGGCAGGCGGGGUUCCCGGGAGAGGCCCGCCUCGGCGCCGAGCUGCAGAUGCAGAAGACCCAGACGCAGGCCCGUGUGGUCCUCCGAGGUGGGGACGAUGGGAUCAACAUGGACGCGGCAGCCCUGGUGGCCCGGCCAGUGAAUGGCCCCCUGGAGCUGGUGGUGAAUGUCAGCCACACGGCACCUCUUCUCCGGAGGCUGGGCCUGCCCUUUGCCAGCCAGCUCUUGUUCCGGGAGCUCUGGGAAAAGGAAGAGAUGCAUUCUUCCCUGCAGCUGACAUGCGAUUCUCAAACCAGCCUGGUCCUCAACAUCCAAGGCCACAACCAGGCACUCAGCAAAGAGCUGCAGCUCUCCGGCCGGCAUCACCUCCCCGUCCUCCUCGGCCGCUGCCCCAGCAGAGCCUCCACCUCAGCCAAGCUACGAUACUCUGAGGGUGGAGCCGAGGGCACAUUUGUGUUGAUGGUGGAGGAGCAUCAUUUCCACAUGGGCGCCAGGCUCGCAGCUGCUAAGAACAGCCUUACCAACAUCAUCAAGCUGGAGCAGACCUUCCCCCAGUUCCACGCCCUUCCUGGGGAGCUGGUCCUUCAGACCUCAUACGAGCGAGCCCAUGGCACCCAAGUCCUGCACCACGUGGUGCUGUGGGACGGGCAGGGCGUGGCCCUCAAGGGGAGCCUCAAUGGGAGCCUCUCCAUGCCCUUCCUCAAGCCCGCUGGGACUCUUGGUCUGCAGGUGGAGCUCACCCACCUGCUGCUCCUGCCCCUGCCACGGCACUGCAGCUUCCGCCUGACCUCCGAGCAUUCAACACGCCGUCACCAGGAUGACCUGGUUGUGGGCUGGGACGGCAAGGACCAGGUGGCGCUGUCCUCCUCUCUGCGGCUGGGGAAGGGCAAGCUGGCCGCCCGCCUGGCCCUGGCUCACCCCUUCAGCCUCUCCUGGCGGCAGGCCGAGGCCAGUGGCCUUGCUGAGAGCAGGGGCGGCAGGCAGAGCCGGCAGGUGCAGCUUGCCUGGAACGGAGGGCAGCCGCUGGCCUUGCAGCUCACCUGGGCCAACAGGUCCUCGACGCAGAGCACCUCCUGGGAUGGUUGCGUGGCUGCCUCCCUGGGGCAGCUCCAGGACACCUGGGGCCUGGGCGCCCUCAGGGCCUGUGGGGCCUUAACACAGACCCCAGCUGUGCUCAGCGAGUGGCUGGAUCUGUUUUGGGACGGACGCCAGGUGCGGCAGAACCUGACUUACGAGAGGCGCCAGCCAUCCCUCCCGGACAAGAUCCAUGCAGAGGCCAUGCUGGAGCACGUCCUCGGGGCCGCCUGCUCCACACACAGCUUCUGGGGAGACGUGGAGACAGACCAUGCCCGCUGGGUGCGCCACUCCCUGCGGCUGGGGCUCUGCCACCUGCCCACGGCACUCUCAGUCUCUGGGGAGCACACCCUGGGCAGCGGUGAGCUCCUGCUACACUCCAGAUGCCAGCUGGGCCUCGCCCCAGACCCAGAUCACGGCCUGCACCUCAGCCUGAUGCUCCGCAACCACAGCAGGCCCCGGAGGCGUGACUACUUUGGGGAGCUGGAGCUCCAUGGCCCCAAAGCUCAGUGGCUUGGCCUGCUGGGCCGCGUCUCCACCUCGGCUUCUCAAAGCCUGGUCCAGCUGGAGGGAAGCGUGGACAACGGGGAUGAGAAAGUGAGGCUGUCAGUGUCUCGGGCCCCGAACUGCCUCCAAGCCUCGGUGGCCCACGAGGAAGGUGAGUACAGGCGCUGGGUGUGGCUCGGUGGGGCUCAGCUUGGCCCAGGAGAAGUCAGAGAUUGGGGUGCUGCGAGCUCAAAAGUCAAAGGCAACCCUGGUAGGGCUUUGUGGCCCCCCCAGCCAGGAGGAGAGGAGCUCUUCAUGGCCACCUGGAUCUGGAUCAGAGGGAGCCAAGAGGAGAGCGUGCUGCUGCGGGCCUGCGCCCACAGGCAGGCGGCGGAGGUGGAGGCUCUGCUCCGGGACCGAGGGCAGCCCGUCCAGCCGCUGGUUCGCUUGACCCUGCAGGCUGCCAACCAGAGCCUCCGCUUGGCCGCACGCGGCUGCCAGGGGACCCUGCUGGGCCAUUUGGAGUCCAGGGUGGCUGCUCUCGGGUCCCAGAUGCAAGCGGGGCUGGAGGAGAGGAUCCACAGCUUGGACGCCUACGUGAGACGGUUCCAGCGCCUGGUGCAGCCAGCGGGCGCCCUGGAUGGCAUGGCCAGCCUGCUUCUGCGGCUGUGCCAGGCGGGGCUGGGGGCCGUGCAGGACGGCGGCCGGGCGGUGGCCGUGCUGUGGGGCCUGAGCCCCGCUGGGCGGGCGCUCACCCUCCACAUGCCGCUCUCCCUGGAGAGGCUGCGGGUGGGUCUGGAGCAGCUGCGGAAGGAGCUAGAACGGCCCCUGGCCACGCUGAAGGACGCCUACCUGGAGGUGACGGUGCAGCCCCUGGACAACGUGUGGCGGGAGCGGGCGGAGGAGGCCCUGCGGCAGCUGCAGGCCUGGGUGUCCGGGACACCGGGCACCUGGGGGUCCGGGCCCCUUGGGGCAGCGCUGGAGGCCACAGGGGGCGCCCUGGAGCUGGCCGCCCACCAGAUGCUGUCUUGGGCCGACGCUGCGCUCUCACGGGCACUGAGGCGGCUCUGCAGACUCCUGUUGGACCUGUACAGCUUCUCGGCCAGGGACCGCGAGGUGGUGGUAAUGCUGCCGAUGCUGCCGGCAGGGGAUGAGCCCCUGGAUGUGGCCCGCGUGACCAGCCACCUGGUGGAAGAGCUGAUGUUGCAGCCACUCCGAGCGCUGUAUGGGACUAACGUGCUGGCCGAGUACCACCGGCUCAAACGCGGCCUGCUGGGGGCCCCCUCUGGAUACCACGCCGUGGUGGCCGGGGCCAGGUAUGUGGUGACAUUUGACGGCCAGGUGUGGGGCAUCGGUGACCACUGUGGCAGCCUGCUGCUGGCCCAGGACUUUGCUCACGACACAUUCUCGCUGAUGCUAACCCGGACGGGCUCGGGGCUCACAUCGCUGACCGUGGGGCUGAAUCACACCAUCCUCGCCCUCUACCCCAGCCUGAAGACCUACAGGCUGUACAGCAACUCCCUGCCCAGGGAGAGCUGUCUGGACAGGGACCUGCCUCCUGCCAAGACCAGGAAGGACGACCCCAGGAUUGAACUGACCAGUGAGGAUGGCAUCUCCAUCACCUGUGAUGUCCCCGCCGGCCUCUGCAGCCUGACUCUGAGCGUCUGGCAGCACGGCCUGUCCGCCGGCCUCCUGGGCACCAAUGACAACGAGGCCAGCAAUGAGCUGAUGCUGCCGGACGGCACGGUGGCCAGCAGCCUGGAGGAGUUCGCCCUGGCCUGGCAGGUGGCUGGUGACUGCAGAGCCGUGGAGAAGACUCGGCCGGCAUGCCCGGAACAGAGCCCCACCUGCCGAGCCUUCUUCCACGACCCCCACUCCAGCCUGGCGAGCUGUUUCGGAGUGGUGGACCCAACACCCUUCCUCAGCCUGUGCGCCCGGGACACCUGUGGCACCCAGGAGCGCCAGCCUGCUUGCACCCUGGCCGCCGCCUACGUCCACGUAUGUGCCAGGGGCUUCGUGCCUGUGGAUCCGCCUCCACAGUGCGGCUCAGGAGAUCAGACAUCACCCAGUUGCAGAGGUCAAGGUGGUCAGCUCUGGAGGAUCCUGAUGAAGGGACUGACCUGCUAAAACUGGACAAUGAAGACAUGCUCACGGAAGCCCAAAAGUCAGGACCUAGCUGAGAAGAGUUCUCAAGGAGCCUGAGUAGAGUCUGGUCAAGGAGAAAGUCUUUCUCCAAGACUUUGGGAUGCUAGAAUUAAAGAUUAUCAAAGAUAAGCACAAUUCCAGAACUGAUUUCUAGAAAUGAAAAAUUAUUCACAGAAAUUUAUGACAACACAUUAUUGAACCAGGAGAUUUUUCCAGAAACCAAUGCCUGGGGCCGGCAGUUUGUUAUGUAAGUGAAUAUUGAUAGGUGUCAAUAUUCUAUAACAACAUUUUAUAACAUCUAGGUAACAAAAACAUAUUAAUUCAUCUCUAGUCAGUAAGUUGUUAAUAGCAAGAGAGAAAAUUAACUGGAAAAUAUGAGAGGAGGAAGUUGAAGUGAGAAUUUUAGAAUGAGAAAGUUCUCAGGUCCAAGGAGCACAGUGGGACUCCCCCGGCAGUCCAGUGGUUAAGACUCCGAGCUUCCACCGCAGGGCACGUGGAUCUGACCCCUGGUCAGGGGACUAAGAUCCCACAUGCUGUGUGGCGCACCCAGCCCCCACAAAAAAGCAGUGUUUCCCAAACACUGUAAAUAAACCUCUACCAUGGCGCACGGGACUGUGGAGAACCCAAGCAGAGGUCCUCAAAGCCACCACAAUGAAUGGAAAAGAGGUGAUUUUUCAAGGGACAGAGAACCAUUCUCUUACCAGCAAUGACAGAAGAUGGUGGAAUAAGUCUUUACAGCAUUAAGAGAAGAUAAUUGUCAACUUAUAUUCUAUGCCCAGUUCAGGUGAUAUUUAAGAUGGGACACUUCCAGCACUGGACUGCCUGAAAAUGUCAUUUGUGAGUUGUCCGUUAGUGCUAAGGGACACGGCCGUGCACAUUCAUUCACUUGCUGUUUGUGGCUGCUUUUGUGCUAUGAUGCGGAGUAUUUGUGACCAAGACUCUCCAGCCACAAAGCCUAAAAUAUUUACUAUCUGGCUUUUUACAGAAAAUGUUGGCUGAUCCCUGGUGUAAACCAAGGAAAGCAGAAGGAAAUUAAUGAAUUAGGAAGAAGUGAACAAUAGAAUGGUUCAAGAGAGAAAAAAAGAGAUGCACAAAUAAAUAGUACUGGGAACAAGGAGUCAAAAUGACAGGUUUCAAAAGGGGACUCAACUUUGCUGAUAAAUUUCAAAACAAAGUAUUUCCCAGAAAAAUACAAUCUGCCCAAACUGAUUGGAGUAGGAAUAUUAAAAAUCUAAAAGCAUCUCAUAGCUGUUCAAUUCACUGCAUUUGUAGGCUGAAAUGUACCUCUGAAAGACAACAGGUACAGUUUAGUGAAGAGUUGUUAGACAUGACACCAAAAGCCUGAUUCAUAAAAAAGAAAAAAAAUUCAGUAAAUCAGACUUCAUCAAAAUUGUCUGCUGUUGCCUGUCAAAAGAAUGGAAGAACAAAAUCCUGGGAGAAAAUACUUGCAAACCACAUACCUGACAAAGGACCCAUAUCUAGAAUACACAAACAACUCUCAAAAUUUAACAGUGGAUGAACCUAGAGCCUGUUAUGCAGAGUGAAGUAAGUCAGAGAAAAACAAUAUCAGAUAUUAAUGCAUACAUAUGGGAGCUAGGAAAAAGGUACUGGUGAACCUAUCUGUAGGGCAGGAACAGAGACACAGAGAGCAGACUUGUGGACACAGCAGAGGAAGGACCAAUGGAGAGUAGCACUGAUGUAUAUACACUACCCUAUGUAAAUAGCUAGCUAGGGGGAAGCUGCUGCAUAGCACAGGGAGCUCAGCUCAGAGCUCUGCG